AUGGUUUGGAGCUUACAUAAAAUCAAGUACACCGAAUUGUUGCACAUUAGUCAUCUCUGAGAACGUCAAAAUCGCUUUGCUAAGCUCAUUGAACGCUCGCACCCAAAGAGAGAGACACAGAGAAAGAAAGAAAAGAAAUACAAAGACAGAGACAGAGACAGAGAUGGGUGGAGCCCAAGCCUUGAAGAGAAUCCCGCGCAUCAAAUUUCCUCAGAGACACCCGAAACCUUCUGGUUCUGCAUCUGAGCCUCAAAGCAAUGCUGCUAAAACAUUCUUCUCAGGUUCAGAGGGCUCAACAACUCUGGGAGGGAAAGCUUCUCUUCAGCCCAAACGAACACCUGUCUCCAAUGAAGAGAUUGAGGCUAUUCUGUUGGGUGGCUGCAUCUGAUAUUGAAAUGGAACUUCAAGGAGGCUAUUUGUUAAAAAAUUCAUACUACCAUUUUUAGACAUUUAAAAAUAUCUGAAUUUCACUUUGUAUUGGAUCUUUGAGAAGAAAAGAUCUACUAAUUGAAAUUUAUGAUGGAAGACAUCAAACUCAACAAAGGAUAUGAUAUUGAACCUCAUUCUUAAGCCA
Molecule: messenger RNA, 574 nt
Organism: Ziziphus jujuba (common jujube)
Lineage: Eukaryota; Viridiplantae; Streptophyta; Magnoliopsida; Rosales; Rhamnaceae
Exons: 3
Coding region: 164-388 (74 amino acids)
Source: RefSeq, a predicted model, not a curated record